AGCAUUAAAGCUUAUUAGAAGUAUAUUGGUAAUUUGUGGAUUGUGUAUAGACUCUGAUAAUCCACAUCAGGGACGACUAACAAAUUGUGUGAUUUUUGGAUUAUUGAGCGGCUUUCUGAUAAUAACUUUGGAAUACAUUUAUUCUCAUUUCGAUGAUCGUGCAAAUGCACUUUAUGCAAUUAUGCAAUUCGUUACAUUCGCCACUGUUUGGACAUGUUACAUUUGUUUUGCACAUCAAAAGGCACGAACCUUUGAAUUUUUGAAAAAUCUUCAGGAAAUCGUUGACAAUCAUUGUAAAAGAAAGGUGCAAUAUGAUUUUUAUGAAGAAGCCGAACGAAAAUCCCAUGGAAUCACCAAAUGGCCACUGUUAAUAUUUUUUGGUGCAUUUUAUGGUGUAAUCCUAAUAUCUGUCAUCGACAUAAUCGUAUCCGAUUUAAUUUUCGGCGAUUUACAUCCUGAAAAUUGGUAUACAUUUUACAAAAUGACCAUUCCUUUCGAUCGUGGCAGUGUGUCUGGUUUCAUUGGUUACUUCAUCAUUCAAUUUGUCUUGCUGCAUUGUUAUUAUGCUGGCUUAAUACCUUGCUUCUCGUUUUUCGUUGGCACUUGCCAUUAUUUGGAAGCCUGUUGCAAUGAUUUGAGUGAAAAAUUCAAUGAAACUGAUAAGGAGACCGCAAGCAUUCGAAUCAAAACAAAAUUGAUUGAUAUCGUGACAUUUCAUAUUAAUGUAAUUGAGCAAUUCAAAUUGCUGACCAAAAUCUUUAGCGGUGUUAUUUUCUAUCAGUUGUCAUGCGGGUCAGCAUUUAUUUCUACAACACUCUUUCAAUUGGAUUUGGCUUGGGGAACAUUUGAUGGUAAUUUUUUUGUAAUCAGUUGUGUUGUGGCGCUGAGCAUAAUGUGCAUUUUGCCAUACUGUUGGUUUGCUUCGGUACUAUCUAUACGAUUAUAUAAAAUCAGUCAUGAUGCUUACAACUCCCGAUGGUAUACGAAUUCGUUGGCGUAUCAUCCAUACACGCGAUGGAUCAUAAUCUAUGGUCAAAUUUCAAGAAACUUUGAUGGAUACCACAUUUUUAAAUGCGGACUGGACGUUUUCAUGAAGAUUAUUAAGGCAUCUGGAUCAUAUUAUUUAAUGUUGAAAAGCUUUUAAUGUUUUGAGAGUUAUUUG
Contarinia nasturtii (swede midge) is the source of this 1162-nucleotide messenger RNA. Its product is annotated as odorant receptor 33c-like. Gene Ontology annotation, biological process: sensory perception of smell; detection of chemical stimulus involved in sensory perception of smell. NCBI's taxonomy places the organism in Eukaryota, Metazoa, Arthropoda, Insecta, Diptera, Cecidomyiidae. The coding region runs from base 182 to 1144 and encodes 320 amino acids. The record is from RefSeq and is a predicted model, not a curated record. Gene Ontology annotation, molecular function: olfactory receptor activity; odorant binding. Gene Ontology annotation, cellular component: plasma membrane. The transcript is spliced from 6 exons.